UGCCUUGCUCCACUCUGCAACCCACUGAAAAGACCCAGGUUCCCUAUCUGGCCCUCUUUGUAUGUUUUCACAGCUGGGAAUUCUUUACCAGCCUGACCCCCAUUGACCUCACCCUUGUCAGCCAAUAAGUGCCAAUUCCUUGUGAGGCUCAUCCAGAGAAACAAGCGAGGGUUGCAAAAAGCUCCUGCUCAUCCCAUUGUGUCUGACCUGAACAAACUGGGAUCUGUAUGAAAACGUCCCUUGGGAAGCAGAAGUGGGAACUGCUGAGGGAUUGGUUGGCAUCUGUCAUGUGAUGGAUGCUAGGCAACAUGUGCUACUGGUCUUCUAGAUUGCAGACAGCUCUGAAGAUGUAUCAGUUUGUGUGUGUAUGUGGGUGAAUGAGCCCCUGAUUUCUCCACGGCAAUCUGGAAAAACUUGCAGCCGCACUUCUACUGAGCUUUUCUUGCCUGGUAAUAAUCUCAGAAGCAAGACAAAGAAUAAUAUACCACCACUGAUGAGAAAAAGUAGAAUUGAUGGGCAAUGAGAAUAAAAGUGUGACAGAGAGCGUUUACACAUCUCGCUCUAAGACAGAAUCAUGAAUAAACUGCAGGACAACCUGGAGCAGAUGAUACCAUGAAGAGAAGUUUACAGGUCCUCUAUUGCCAACUGCUUAGUGUUCUACUGAUUUUGGCACUGACAGAAGAACUUGUGUUUGCUGUUCAAGCACCGUCUCCCAGCUUAGCAUCAUCUCGGGGCUUCCUGACAGACAAUAUCAAUAUCUCAGCUAUGGGGAUGACUCCCGGAAACAAAGGCCGUCACACAGUCAAACCUUUGCCCACAGUGACUCUUGCAAACUUUUUCCCCGCUAGCUCAGUGGAGACUUACACUCCUUCCGUUAGCCAGAAGGAAUCAACCAGCAGCCAUCCCAUUGGCAGCCAAGAACCAUAUCACUUAAACAACCAGAGUGCUUUGUUUUCCGGAAAGACUCUCCCCAAAGGCAACGUCUUUCAAAUUGUCCAAGGCAAUUCCACAGAAUUUGCAGAGCCUUAUCAAAAGACAGGACUACAUUCUCCUCCAACUGUGAGGAACUGGUCUCCAAAUCAGCCAUUUCAGCCUCGGCCUACAGCCCACAGCAAUCAAAGUGGCACCUUGCUGGUAACCACAACAGACUCGCUUGCUUCUUUCCACAGUGAUACCUUGGAAGGCCUUAACAAAGCAGAGAAGGGAAGCUCGUCAGAACUGGAGACACAGGAAACAGAUCUCGCCACCCCAGCAACUGGCCCAGCAACUGCUCCUGAAAUGGUGACAGUGCCUUUUAAACCCCAGCGGUAUGGCAUAUGGGACAUUCUGGGCAGAAAUGACUCUUGGGUGCUGCCAAGUCACACGACAAACCAGAGACCUUUUUUUGCCAGCCCUGGGACUGCGACAGCAGCAGAAUUUGGUGACUCUGGUCAAACGGGCAUUGACGCCAGUGUUUCUACCUUAAAUACAACAAGAAGCCCAAAUGAAACAUCUGUCACACUGCAUCCCUCUGGGCAUAAUGCCAACUUGCCGCGCACAGAGCCCUCCACAUGGCUGCCAAGUUCCACUUCAACAGCAACGGGAAAUUUCCUAAACAGAUUGGUACCUGCUGGAACCCGGAAGCCUGGCAUGCCAGGGAACAUUUCUCAUGCUACAGAGGGAAACAAGCCCCAACACAGGGCAACCAUUUGUCUCAGCAAAGUGGAUAUAGCAUGGAUCAUUUUGGCCAUCAGCGUACCCAUAUCCUCAUGCUCUGUCCUACUAACUGUCUGCUGCAUGCGGAGAAAGAAGAAGACAUCUAACCCAGAAAACAACCUGAGCUAUUGGAACAAUGCUAUCACCAUGGACUACUUCAACAGGCAUGCUGUAGAAUUACCAAGAGAAAUACAGUCCCUUGAAACAUCCGAGGACCACCUGUCUGAGCCACGCUCCCCAGCCAAUGGUGAUUACAGGGACUCUGGCAUGGUCCUUGUUAACCCUUUCUGUCAAGAAACUCUAUUUGCAGGACAUGAACAAGUGUCUGAAAUAUGACUUGCACUUGCAGUCCCAUCAUUAUGGUCUCCAAAAUCUAUCUGUCUAUAAAUCUAUAUAUAUAUUAUAAAUAUAACCUUUGUGUAACCUUGAAUUAUGAGAAACAUUUUGAGCUUCCUCCCCACCCCCAAAAAUUAUCACCCUCUUUUUUAUACAUGUGGUUAAAAACUUUACAGACCAAACUUCAUCUUUAUAAAAUAAAAGUGAUUUCUAAGCAAAAA
Messenger RNA from Rhineura floridana, 2252 nucleotides. It is a transcript of the gene TMEM108, whose product is annotated as transmembrane protein 108. Gene Ontology annotation, cellular component: postsynaptic density; early endosome; axon. The record is from RefSeq and is a predicted model, not a curated record. Bases 613 to 2031 code for a protein of 472 amino acids. Gene Ontology annotation, biological process: dendrite extension; retrograde axonal transport; postsynaptic density organization. Lineage: Eukaryota; Metazoa; Chordata; Lepidosauria; Squamata; Rhineuridae. The transcript has 6 exons.